Microthlaspi erraticum is the source of this 1062-nucleotide messenger RNA. NCBI's taxonomy places the organism in Eukaryota, Viridiplantae, Streptophyta, Magnoliopsida, Brassicales, Brassicaceae. The record is from the annotation of a GenBank genome assembly.
AUGGUUGAUUGGUAUCAGCUAGCUCAGUCGAUUAUCUUGGGUUUGAUCUUCGCUUACCUUCUAGCUAAGCUAAUCUCCAUCCUCGUCGCGUUUAAAGACGAAAACCUCUCCCUCACUCGCAACCACGAGACCGAAUCAGACUAUGGCUUGCGAAAGGUCGAAUCUUCAACCGGAAUUGGCGGCGAGACGGAUUCUCUUAUAGCAGAGCAAGGCAGCUUGAGAGGUGACGAUGACGAGGACGAUGAAGACGAUGAGGACGACGAUUGGGAAGGUGUAGAAAGUACAGAACUUGACGAAGCAUUCAGUGCCGCGACGGCCUUUGUAGCUGCUGCUGCAUCGGACCGGCUUUCGCAGAAAGUGUCAAACGAAUUGCAACUUCAGCUUUACGGAUUGUAUAAGAUUGCUACUGAAGGACCUUGUACUGCUCCACAACCAUCAGCUCUUAAAAUGACUGCUCGUGCUAAGUGGCAAGCGUGGCAGAAACUGGGUGCUAUGCCUCCAGAGGAAGCAAUGGAGAAGUAUAUCGAUCUUGUUACUCAGCUGUACCCAGCUUGGGUCCAAGGUGGCUCGAAAGGAAGAUCUCGUAGCAGCGGUGAUGCUGCAGGCUCCUCCAACUCGAGAGCAGCCAUGGGACCGGUGUUUAGCUCAUUGGUGUACGAAGAAGACGCCGAAAAUGACUUGAAGAUUGAUGCUAUUCACGCCUAUGCAAGAGAAGGAGAAGUGGAAAAUCUACUGAAAUGCAUAGAAAAUGGCAUACCAGUAAACGCAAGAGACAGUGAAGGUCGAACACCGUUGCAUUGGGCUAUAGACCGAGGCCACAUGAAUGUUGCUGAAGCUCUGCUUGAUAAGAACGCCGAUGUUAAUGCUAAAGAUAAUGAAGGCCAAACCUCUCUGCACUACGCUGUAGUGUGCGAGAGAGAAGCUCUUGCAGAGUUUCUAGUGAAGCAGAAAGCUGAUACAAGCAUUAAAGAUGAAGAUGGAAACUCACCUCUUGAUCUCUGGUUUGUCUCUCAGUCCCCGAUUCCCGCUUUCUCCGAUCGGCGCCGCCGAGAUUCUAGAUAA